Molecule: messenger RNA, 1257 nt
Organism: Leptopilina boulardi
Lineage: Eukaryota; Metazoa; Arthropoda; Insecta; Hymenoptera; Figitidae
Gene: BBS5
Product: Bardet-Biedl syndrome 5 protein homolog
Exons: 7
Coding region: 146-1174 (342 amino acids)
Biological process (GO): intracellular transport; cilium assembly
Cellular component (GO): BBSome; ciliary basal body
Molecular function (GO): phosphatidylinositol-3-phosphate binding
Source: RefSeq, a predicted model, not a curated record
AUUUGAGGUUAGAAUUUAUAUAAACAAAAGUUUAUUAAGAGAUAAGCUUUUGCGUAUUUGUUUGUUAUUAGUUGUUAUAGCAACGAAUAUUGAUUAUGAAAACUUGUCACAGAAGAACCAUCAGUAUUGUUUUGAAUUUCUAAAAAUGUGGCAAAACAACGAAGUUAGAUUCGACAUUUCCUUUUCGCAAUUAGAAAUGCGAUUAGGAGAAGUGAUUAUUGAUAAAUUGGAGAAUAUUGAGGACAAUAAAGGGAAUGCCGGCGAUCGUGGAAGAUUAUUAAUUACAAAUUUGAGAAUUAUUUGGCAUUCAUCGGGUUAUCCUCGUAUUAAUUUAAGUAUUGGAUAUAAUACGUUUGUAUCAGUAACCACAAGAGCUGUUGCUCGAGUGUUUAGCAGUAACACACAAGCCCUGUAUAUUUUAUCAUCGUUUCGAAGUUGUAGAUAUGAAUUUUUAUUUAUAAAUUUAGAUCCAAAGAAUAAUCGUCAUUAUACAUCGGUAUUAGGUGUUUAUAGAUCGUACAUAUCAUCGAAAUUAUACAGGGAAAUUAAAUUGAGAGGUGCAAUUAUUCACGAUAAACGUCUUACUAUUUUACCGCAAGAGAAUAUUCAUUCAACUUUAAAUGGCGUUUGGAAUUUAUCAACAGAACAGGGAAAUGUGGGAAUAUUCAUUGUAACUAAUGUGAGAAUUGUUUGGUUUGCUGACAUGAAUCAACAAUUUAAUGUUUCUUUACCAUAUUUAGUAUUUUCAACUGUAAAUAUAAGAACAUCGAAAUUUGGACCAACUCUAGUGAUUGUCAGCAAUGAGGGAAGUGGCGGCUAUGUUUUAGGUUUUCGAAUAGAUCCCAUAGAGAAACUUCAUUUGAUUCACAAGGAAAUUAAAGCACUUCUUGCAACGUACAAUAAAUCUCCAAUAUUUGGAGUUGAAUAUACACCUGAACAUAAUGCGCCUGUAGAACGUAAAAUAGAUCUCAAUGAAUUUUCCGAAAUAGAAGAAAUCGCCGAGGACGAAAUUUCAAAUGUCCUUGGUGUUUAUUUCAAUGAUGGUGAGGAAAGUAAUCGUAUUCCCGUAUACAAUAAUUAUGUUGGUUUAAUGGUAGAGGAAUUAAAAGAAAAUACUACUAUGCAACAAUUAUGGGAAUUAAUACCGUCGACAUCAUCUCAAAAUACGAAAUAGAAAACAAUGAAAAAGAAAAAAAAACCAAAAUGAUUAACUUAAAAAAAGAAAAAUUAUAAUUCAAUAAACUUACAAUAUUUUUA